Molecule: messenger RNA, 997 nt
Organism: Alternaria rosae
Lineage: Eukaryota; Fungi; Ascomycota; Dothideomycetes; Pleosporales; Pleosporaceae
Exons: 2
Coding region: 367-792 (141 amino acids)
Source: RefSeq, a predicted model, not a curated record
CUCACAAUAUCGCGAUGAACGUUUCUUUUGGUUACCAAUUCAUCUCGCAGAUUAGCGAUGACGAUGCGGCUGCUUGCUGUGAUGUUGGAGGCGCAGAUCACCCCCUGCAUUGGGGCAUUGACGUCACGCAAUGCAGGUUCCCGAACCCUGCUUUCGCGACUUUGACAGACAGCUGGGAAGACACGACCGAGGAGCGCUAUGACAGGGAGGACUUCACAUAUAAGACCCGGCAUGUGCCUUCCGAGUCUUCAACUCCAAACUCCAAACUUUAUCAUUCCCAACGGCUAGCCAAGCACGGAUCCUGCAGUCCAGAUCUCCUAUCGAAUAUUUUGAAGCUUCUCAUAGCUUCUACACCCAACCAGCAACAUGCCUCUCUUUGGAUCCAAGCGGGAGCCUAGCCCUCCUCCUGCUCCUCCUCAGAAGCACUCCAUGUUCUCCAGGCGUCGCUCUUCUUCCCCUUCGUACAGGGAUUCGCGCCAUAGCAGCUCCACCAGCCGCACAACCACGACAUACACCUCGUCUCCUAAGCGUACAUCUGGCAUGUUCAGCCGUGGCUCUGGAGACCCUAGCAUUGCGACUGCUAAGCAGAGUCUUAUGACUGCUGAGGUUGCGGAGCGGGAUGCCGACCGUGCGCUCUUUGUUGCGAAGAAUGCUGUAAGGGAGGCACGGGAACAUGUUCAUCGUUUGGAGCGUGAGGCUGCUGAGGAGGCGAGACUUGCGAAGAUCAAGCAGGGCGAGGCCAAGGCUCUCGGUAAGAAGGGCAAGUUGCUCGGACGCCACGACCAUGUCUAAGUCGACUCAAUGCGCCAUCCUUUGGACUAGCCAUCAAUACGGCGGGUCGGGCUGGUUCUUGUUUACUUUUCUCACGAUGUUGAAUGAUGUGAAGCGCGGAGUUGUUGGAUUUCUUAUGUCGCUAUGAGCGCUUGUAUAAUACCCCUGAUGUCUCUAUGCAUAUUCAAUUCUGUUUGCCUACUGUCUAUCUCAUCUUAUGCUCCAA